This is a messenger RNA of Gossypium raimondii (Peruvian cotton), 1416 nucleotides long. RefSeq names its product protein MRG1. NCBI's taxonomy places the organism in Eukaryota, Viridiplantae, Streptophyta, Magnoliopsida, Malvales, Malvaceae. Bases 126 to 1085 code for a protein of 319 amino acids. Gene Ontology annotation, biological process: chromatin organization; regulation of DNA-templated transcription. Gene Ontology annotation, cellular component: nucleus; histone acetyltransferase complex. The transcript has 11 exons. The record is from RefSeq and is a predicted model, not a curated record.
AACGAAAAGCCGUAAUACGAAAAAGUAAAAAAAGGAAAAGAAAAAAGCAGUGGUGAACAGAUCAGCCUCUUUUCCCUCUCUUUCCGUCAGCUAGAAAAAUUAGAGAAACUAAAAGAAAGAAAGAAAUGGGAAGCUCGUCGAAGGAGGAGACGGCGACCGACGGCGAUACGUCGAGCGGAGACAACCCUCCUUCCAAUUCCAAUCUCUUCUCUGAGGGUGAACGUGUCCUCGCCUAUCACGGCCCUCGUAUCUACGAAGCCAAGGUUCAAAAAGCGGAGCUUCGGAAGAAAGAAUGGAAAUACUUUGUUCAUUACCUUGGUUGGAAUAAAAAUUGGGACGAAUGGGUAGGUGCCGAUCGGCUGAUGAAGCUUACUGAAGAGAAUGUCAUGAAGCAGCAAGCCCUUGACAAAAAACAGGGUGUUGAUAAAAGUUCAAAGUCUGGACGAUCAAGUCAGUCCAAGCCAAAAAGCUCUGCUGAUGCAAAAGCGGAUAAAGAGGACCUGAAGAACACAGCGCCAAAAGGGAGGAAGAGAAAGAGCGACUCAGGUGUUGAGAAGGACAACUCCUCCAUGGAAAAGCUUGUCAAGAUCCAAAUUCCAUCAACCCUAAAGAAGCAGCUGGUUGAUGAUUGGGAUUUUGUUACUCAACAGGAUAAGCUGGUUAAACUUCCCCGAUCACCAAAUGUUGAUGAUAUCUUGACAAAAUACCUUGAAUACAGAUCAAAGAAGGAUGGCAUAAUGACUGAUUCAGUUGGAGAAAUAUUGAAGGGAAUUCGCUGUUACUUUGACAAAGCUUUGCCUGUGAUGCUUCUAUACAAAAAAGAGCGCCAACAAUACAAUGAAGUUGUCCACGAUGAUGUCUCUCCAUCAACGAUAUAUGGUGCUGAACAUUUACUACGCCUCUUUGUUAAGUUUCCUGAGUUAUUGGCAUAUGUGAACAUUGAAGAGGAAACACUUAUUCGCUUGCAACAGAAGUUAAUGGAUUUUCUCAAGUUUCUGCAAAAGAACCAGAGCACCUUUUUUCUUUCUGCAUAUGAUGGACCUAAGGGAGUUUCAGAAGGUAAGGGGAAAGGAAAAGAUGACUAAAGCAGCUGUUGAACUAUGCUACCAUUGCCAUCUUCACAAUUUUAAUUCCAAGAACAAAUAUGAAAUCAGUGGCAGAAUUAGGUAAUCGUUGAUAUGCCGACGUUUGAUUUGAUACAGGCAGCAUAGAAUUGUUGUUGUAACAAUAGAAUUUGUUAUUCUUUGUUUUACACCAUUUCCCCCUUCCGAGGUUCUAGGUGAACUAAUCGGAUAUAUUUCGUAAAAUUGUUGAGAGAAGUUGCCGUAGCCUCUCUUUUUUCUUCCCUUUUUUUCUGCUCGAACCUUUUUUGUUAAUGAUUGUUGUUAUAGGUUUAACGAAAUUUGAUUUUUGAUA